AUGAACACCACGGCAACGAUAUCCCCCUCCGCUACGGCUUCACCCAUAUCUCCCACAGAGACCUGUACACAUCCAAAGCCAGGGGAAAAUGGCUACCUGCCUCCCGAAGCUUGCGAUGCCAUCCUCCUCUAUGUUCCGUCCUUUGGUGCAGCCAUCUUUUUCACGGUCCUCUUCGGGUUGACGACCAUCUGCCACACAGUUCAAGCCUUCAUCUACAAAAAGAAAUAUGGCUGGGUGAUUAUCAUGGGAGCCAGCUGGGAGUUACUUGCCUUUGUAUUCCGGACUCUACAGACACGACAGCAGGACAGCGUGCCUUAUGCUACUGCUCACACAAUUCUAUAUCUUCUGGCGCCUCUGUGGAUCAAUGCCUUCAUCUACAUGACCCUAGGCCGCCUCAUCCAUUUCUUCAUCCCUGACCAACGGCUGGGUGGAAUCUCCGCCAAACGAUACGGCUUAAUCUUCGUGUGGCUGGAUAUUCUCGCCUUUAUCGUCCAGGCCGCAGGUGCCAGCAUCACGACACAGACCGACGUGCCAGCCAGCACCACCAUGCUCGGUAUCCAUAUCUAUAUGGGCGGUAUCGGACUCCAAGAGCUGUUCGUGCUGAUAUUCAGUGUUCUGGCAAUCCAUCUUCAUCGUCGAAUGGUACGGAUGGAAAAGUACGGGGAGUUGGACCACGAAAAGACCACUCGCGGCUCGAUUUCAUGGCGCUGGCUGCUCGGGGCGCUCUAUGCGUCGUUGACUCUCAUCACCAUCCGAAUCAUCUUCCGACUAUGCCAGUACGCGCGAGGCACGGACCCGACCAACCCCAUUCUGACUCACGAGGCGUACGAAUAUGUCCUCGACGCGACGCCAAUGUUUUUGGCCCUGCUCAUUCUGAGUGUCAUUCACCCCGGUCGCGUCUUGCAAGGACCGGACUCGGAGUUUCCCAAGGUCAGCAGGCAAGAGAAAAAGCGGAUCAAGCAGGAGAAGAAAGAAGCGAAGAGAGCCGAGAAAGAGCAGAAGAAGCGUGGUAAGAAUAAGGAACGGCCUUUCGAGUCGCUUUCAAUCCAGGAAGAGGGCAAUUUUUAUGAUUCCAGAGCCUAG
Molecule: messenger RNA, 1083 nt
Organism: Aspergillus pseudoviridinutans
Lineage: Eukaryota; Fungi; Ascomycota; Eurotiomycetes; Eurotiales; Aspergillaceae
Exons: 4
Coding region: 1-1083 (360 amino acids)
Cellular component (GO): membrane
Source: RefSeq, a predicted model, not a curated record